Drosophila eugracilis is the source of this 2727-nucleotide messenger RNA. RefSeq lists its product as uncharacterized. The transcript has 4 exons. Lineage: Eukaryota; Metazoa; Arthropoda; Insecta; Diptera; Drosophilidae. The coding region runs from base 433 to 2517 and encodes 694 amino acids. The record is from RefSeq and is a predicted model, not a curated record.
CAGGGGUCAGAAAGGUAGGAAAAGCCGAGCGGUGGCGUAUACUUAAUUUAAUUUGCCUCUGGCAUUCUUGCAGUACAGUGAUAGUCGGACUUUUCGGGCAGAUUUAGUCACGAAUUUGAAUUUCCCAAGUACGCGCGAUCCGAAAGAUACGUUGAGGCAAGCUCCUCUGAUUGAAAAGCGACUAUAUAUACUGUGUUUUAACGGAAAUAUUUAUUAUAGUUUAAAGACUAUAAAAAACAAGAAGUACAUUAGUGUUGAUUUGUGUUUGUGUGUCAUUCAAUGCGCAACGGAAUAAACAAUUUAAUCUAAACUUUACCAGAUACUAAAGUAACUUUAAGUCUAUUGUAAUUUAAUGCAAACUUAAAUAACUAAAGCUGCAAAUUAAAGCCAUAAUACACACUACUACAAACCCACCAAACAAAGUCUAACAUAAUGUCCAAGAAACUUCCAACUAUAUCCGUAACUGCCGACAAACGAACCAACUUCUCCGAUAUAUCCUCUUCAUCAUCAUCCCAUGACACAGAUAGCAAUGACAUGGACUAUGGGCGCAAUGGCGCCGGGGGCGUAACCGACGUCGAAGAUUUUGACAGUCAGUUGGAGGUUUUGAAGCCAAGCUCCCGGCGAAACUCUUGCAAUGCAUCCCUAAAGCCCAAAGCCCAACCUAGAACAAAUACCGGCGACAACGAUGUGACUGAUGUGGAGGACUACGAUACAGAAUCGGAAGAUGAUGAGAAGAGCACAGCAUACCCAGAACUAAAGCUAUCGCUGAGAGAGUUUCUCCAGCAGGGACUCCAAAACCAAGAAGCCGUCGACAAUGAUGCCAAGGAAAGCUGUGAGAUAAAAGCCGGAGAUUUCGUGCAAGCGCAAAACCUGAAUGGUAUGGCAGACUAUUUAACUGAUUGCGAGGAUUACGACACCGAUUCCGAAGUGGGCUAUGGCUACGAGAAAUCCGUAUGCGUUGAUCUGGAUCACGCCAUGGGAGAUCAGGGGCGAGUAAAUAUAGCCGACGGCGAGAAGAACCAGGAUGACUCCGAUCAGUAUGAAGAUGUGUCUGUGAUUAGUGACAUUAGCGAUUUGGCCUCAGCCAUGUCGGACUGCACCGGCAUUGGAGUACGAGGAAUGUCCGAAGAUGAGGUUUUGGAAGUAUCCGACAGUGGCCACGAAGAGGUUUGCCAGAUUGCCUGCUCGGGCACCGAGUCCGAGUCGGAAGGGGCCGCCGCAUGGAGUCAGAGUGUAAGUGAGAAUAGUUUACCACCUAUUGACGUGGCCUUUAUUAGUGCCAGUGGUCAACCGCGACGAAACUCUAAGUCCAGUAUGCCCCUCCAAGGACAGAAGAAUUUUUUACAAUUGGCUUCAAAAAACGAGGAGGUUUUAACUGACGUGGAGGGCAUCGAUGACUCUGCAGCAGAAGAUAGUUUUGACAAUGAAGAGGAAGACGAGCAGCCGAUACCACGUGCCAUUAUACUUGCAUCUGGCGAUGAUGGGACCUGCCUAACUGAUGUGGAGGACAUGUUCUGUGAGGACACGUCACAGUCCACCAGCGCUGAACCUGAAACUCGUUCAAUCUGUCACGAAGCCCUACCACUACCACAUCGCGAGGUUGUGGAACUAAAGGAAGACAAGUAUGGGGAUACUAUUACUAAUGUAAUGCCCAUGGACAGUAAUUAUGAGUUUGGCAUUUACAACCACCUGAAGGACAUGAUCCAUACCGAUUCCGAGGAUUAUUCGUGUGCCGAUGAGUGGAGUCUUCAACAUUCACUUGCCGAGGAUGCAGCAGUGGGAGGUUCAAGCCUUAUCGAGAACGAAGUAAUUGUGUCCAACGAACUUUUGAAGCAACAACAAAACAAGCGGCUUGAAGUACAAAGCAAUGCCGAGUCGGUGACGGAUGUGGAGGAAAUCUUCGUGGCCGGUACGAAUCGUCGCAAGAAGUUAAAGACCCGCACUCUGAGCAAAGGCAAGAAUAAACUACUUGACGCGAUUAAGGGCAAAGAAGAUGGAGUUACUGAUGUCGAGGAUAUGGAUCUGAGUGAAUGCGGCUUACCUCCAGGUGUAAAGCGCGUGGAGCAACUGAAACAACAGGCAAAGGGCUCGAAUGCCGACAAAGCCUCCGAUUCCGAGGAUGUAUCCACCGAUGAUGUAUCUGAUAUCUCAGAAGCCUCUGACGCUCCACCACCACCGACGGCUGAUAAACUUUGCAACAAGACAAAGCCGCAAUCGCUUCACUUCCGUCUGCUAAAGGAUGACAUAAUAAAUCAGCAGCACACUGAUGUUGAGGAUGUUCAGUUGCCAUCGGAUGCAGAAGACGCACUGGAACCACCGGCCGUACCAGUGGCCAAUAGCAAUAGUAAGGAGCUGAAUGAUAUGUUGAACGAGAGCUAUACGGUGGUGCAUGAGAAGAGUGGUCGUAGUUUCAACAGUGAGGCCGAAAAGCUGCAUACAAAAGGCAUGAUCCGAGAUGCUCAUACCGACGUUGAGUAUGUUGAGUCCGACGAGUCAGCCGCUAGGGGAGGCAACUAGUCUGCUUCCUCCGUGUCCUCAUCCAAUCCGACUCGAUUCGGUCCCAAGCUGUUGCCAAAAAAGUUUCAACAAUAGUUAAUAAGUGUUCAUAGAUACGAAAAACCCAACACACACACUCAAGCAUUUUAAACCCUUCAGGAAAAGAAAGUAGACCUAUCUAGUCUGGAUACCGCAAAGCUCUCACAAGAAAUUGAAACAGGCGGCGAUUUA